Messenger RNA from Drosophila albomicans, 1495 nucleotides. It is a transcript of the gene Agxt, whose product is annotated as alanine--glyoxylate aminotransferase. Bases 239 to 1420 code for a protein of 393 amino acids. Gene Ontology annotation, molecular function: L-serine:pyruvate transaminase activity; L-alanine:glyoxylate transaminase activity. Lineage: Eukaryota; Metazoa; Arthropoda; Insecta; Diptera; Drosophilidae. The transcript has 3 exons. Gene Ontology annotation, cellular component: peroxisome. The record is from RefSeq and is a predicted model, not a curated record.
GCUGCCAAAGCGUUUCAGUUAGAUCUUUAGAUUUCAACGAGAGUGAUCUUCUACUCUUGCUCCCUUCCUCUCGCUCUUUCUCUCUCCCUCUCGCCAACAAACAAAUCUUCGUGACUCGUUUUUGUUUUUUGUGAUAACAGCAUCAAUAAAACUGUUGUUGUUACGUAAAAAAAAAGAAAAAAAGAAUAACAGAAGAAAACAUAAAAUUAGAGAGACUUGUUAAAAUUUCCUGUACAAAAUGGAAGUGCCGCCACCUUUAGUCCUCAAGCGUCCUCUGUUUGUGCCCAGCAAGACGUUGAUGGGUCCAGGACCCUCCAACUGCUCCCAGCGUGUGCUCGAAGCGAUGAGCAAUCCAGUUCUCGGACACAUGCAUCCCGAGUGCCUUCAGAUCAUGGACGAGGUAAAGGAAGGCAUCAAGUACAUAUUCCAGACACUUAACGAUGCCACAAUGUGCAUCAGCGGCGCCGGUCACAGCGGCAUGGAGGCCGCACUCUGCAAUCUCAUCGAGGACAACGAUGUCGUGCUGAUGGGCAUCUCGGGCGUUUGGGGUCAUCGUGCCGCCGAUAUGGCGCGUCGCUAUGGCGCCGAUGUGCGCUACGUGGAGGCGAGUUUCGGUCGCGCUCUGACGCUGGACGAGAUACGCGCCGCCUUCGAAACGCACAAUCCGCGCGUCUUCUUCAUUGCCCAGGGCGACUCAUCGACCGGCAUUCUGCAGCGACACAUUCCCGAGAUUGGCGAGCUGUGCAGGCAGUACGAUUGCUUCCUUGUUGUGGAUACGGUUGCAUCGCUGGGUGGCACCGAUUUCCUCAUGGACGAGUGGAAGGUGGAUGUGGCAUACACCGGCUCACAGAAGUCCCUAGGUGGUCCAGCGGGCUUGACGCCCAUCUCGUUCAGCAAACGCGCCUUGUCCCACAUCAAACAGCGCAAGACGAAGCCCAAAGUGUACUACUUUGACAUACUGCUCAUUGGGCAGUAUUGGGGUUGCUAUGGCACGCCAAGGAUCUAUCAUCACACCAUCUCGUCGACGCUGUUGUUUGGCCUGCGUGAGGCACUUUCCAACUUCUGCGCCAUGGGAUUGAAGAAUGUGGUGCAGCGUCAUCGAGAGUGCUCGGCUCGCCUGCAACUAGGCAUCGAGGAAUUGGGCCUAGAGUUGUUUGUGCAACAGGAGAAGGAUCGGUUGCCCACGGUGAACACCAUCAAAGUGCCCUUUGGCGUCGACUGGAAGAAGGUCGCCGACUAUGCCAUGCGCAAAUACAAUCUGGAAAUCAGUGGCGGCCUUGGACCCACAGUGGGACACGUCUUCCGCAUUGGCCUGAUGGGUGAGAACGCCACAUUGGAAAAGGUGGACAUGGUGCUCAGCAUUUUGAACGAAGCCAUUCAGAGUAUCAAGCUGCGCGCCGUGGAACGCUCCAAAAUAUAAUUACACUUAGUACAUACAUACGAUUCUUCUUGUUACAAUUGCAUUUACAACAAUAAAAUCUUUUAUAAUUGAAAA